Molecule: messenger RNA, 756 nt
Organism: Lactuca saligna
Lineage: Eukaryota; Viridiplantae; Streptophyta; Magnoliopsida; Asterales; Asteraceae
Source: the annotation of a GenBank genome assembly
AUGGCGGCCGUAAACAGUGGUGGCAGCGAAGAAGUUAUCAGUCAACCGGCGAAACACCAAGAAGUUGGCCACAAGAGUCUCCUACAAAGUGAUGCUCUUUACCAAUAUAUUCUUGAAACCUCCGUCUACCCAAGAGAGCCUGCACCCAUGAAAGAGCUCCGUGAGGUCACUGCUAAACAUCCAUGGAACCUUAUGACAACUUCUGCUGACGAAGGCCAGUUUUUGAACCUUCUUCUGAAGCUCAUCAACGCGAAGAACACCAUGGAGAUUGGUGUGUACACUGGUUAUUCUCUUUUGUCAACGGCUCUUGCUCUCCCUGAUGAUGGAAAGAUAUUGGCUUUAGAUAUUAAUCGUGAAAAUUAUGAAAUUGGUCUUCCAAUCAUUGAGAAGGCCGGUGUUGCUCACAAGAUUGACUUCAGAGAAGGUCCAGCGCUUCCUGUCCUAGACCUAAUGAUCGAAGAUGAAAAAUUCCAUGGAAGUUUUGAUUUUAUAUUUGUGGAUGCUGAUAAAGACAACUAUCUAAAUUACCAUAAGAGAUUAAUUGACCUUGUCAAGAUUGGUGGCGUAAUUGGGUAUGACAACACCCUUUGGAAUGGAUCAUUGGUGGCACCACCAGAUGCACCACUUAGGAAGUAUGUUAGAUAUUACAGAGACUUUGUGUUGGAGCUUAACAAGGCGUUGGCUGUUGACCCAAGAGUUGAGAUUUGUCAGCUUCCAGUUGGAGAUGGAAUUACACUAUGUCGUCGUAUCAGCUGA